GAAAAAUGUGACUUGUCUUAGGAGAAUUACAAUGCACGAGGGAGGGCGGGGAGUUUGAGGAUGUGCGAGUGUCCGUGUGUGUGAUUGCACGGUACUUUGGUGAAAUCAUAGGCUCUUCCUGGAGAGCUCUAGGGACAGCGAGAGGAGGGAAAGAGCCUCGGAGGGAGUACACCUCAGACAAGCAGCUUCAGCGGACAGUGUUCCAUUGAGCGAGGACCAAAAUGGAUGUUUUCAUGAAAGGCUUGUCCAAAGCGAAGGAAGGAGUAGCUGCUGCAGCCGAGAAAACCAAGCAAGGAGUAGCAGAAGCGGCAGAGAAGACUAAAGAGGGAGUGCUAUAUGUUGGCUCCAAAACCAAAGAAGGUGUUUCAAGUGUUGUCUCAGUGGCUGAGAAGACAAAGGAGCAGGCUUCUUUGGUUGGCGGUGCUGUUAUGACUGGUGUCUCAGCUGUGGCCCAGAAGACAGUGGAUGGAGCUGGGAAUAUCGCAGCAGCCACUGGCCUGGUGAAAAAGGAAGACUUCCCACCUGAAGAACUAAAGCCUGAAGAGGUUGGGGAAGAAGCUAUUGAAAUCAUGGGAGAAAAUACAAUGGAAACAGAAGGCGAAGUUGAACCUGAAACUUAUGAAGAGGCUCCACAGGAGGAGUAUCAAGAAUAUGAACCAGAGGCAUGAAGCACAAUGCGACCAGCAAGAUAAUAAAGGAGAUUCAUAUAAACUGAUUAACGUAACUGUCUUCUAUUGAUCCGAUGAUUCCUUAACUUUUGUUAUUUUGUUAUACAGUAUAAAAGAACCUUUUGUUGACCAUACUGGUGUUAUACAAUUUUAUCUGCCAUGCCUCAUUAUGCUGAAUCACUCCCAUUGAAAUGAGACCUUGAAUUUGUAGAGAUGGCAUUGUUUUCAAACUGUUUCUAUGUGUGAUUUUGUGUUUUGAAAAAGGACCAACAUUAUUGCAAACUUCAGGUUUGAACUUCAAAUUAAAUAGCUGUGUAGCUGUACAUUGCUUGUAUGUGACUAGAUGUUUCAUAUUGACUGACUUUUUAUACAUUGUAUAAUUUCAAUGUUGUUGUUGUAAUCAUCAAAUGGGUACUGUGUAAAAUGUUUAGUUGUCUGAAUUGUGGCAUAAAAGAUGUUCAAGUGAGCCACAAGCCAAGCAAAUUGAACAGGGAUGUGUCUGUGCUGAGAAUGAUUACCUGUAAAUAAAGUGAUAGAACCACAAUGUAUUAGUUUCUAGACAUUUACAAGGAAUCAAGGAAGCUGUUUGUAAAUUACAUAUCAAAUCACUUACACAUCUGAAUUGGAUGAAUUACAUAACAUUUGCUACUUAUGAAUAGUGGGAAUUAAUUGAUGCCACAAAUCAAAUCUUAAACUAAUGGUAAUUUCCUAGUGCAAAUCCUGUAUCCAAUUAGUAAAACUAAUUACUCAUCUAUCACUAAUAAGGUUUGAAGGAGUGGGGCUUACAGCCGUCAGAAUUAAAUGCCACAACAGGAGAAUCAAUGUGCUGAGGGAACAAUCCUAAUGAUGGAAUGGCCUAGGGUUCAUCCCAGACUUUUAAUUACAUUUUUAACAUAAACCAAGCUGUGAAAUUCACUAAACUUACUAUUGACUGAUGAAAAUCAUGUUUUAUGUAAAUAUUAUAGCCCCCACUAUAAUUUCAGUGGGAGACUGGCAGAAAUGUGUGACAAAAAUAUGUGACUCUACUAAAAUUCUAUUUGUUUGAAGCAAGGAGGUUUCAGUGAAAUCGGUCAUCAAGACUGAUUAUUGGCCAUCCAUUUUAUUUUCUGCCUCUACCUCAAAUGCUUAGCAUGUUGAAUAUCAAUUGUGAACUGUUCCUACUCACUUACCUUUAUGUUUGACAGGCCAGGCUUGUGUAAAGAAUGCCUUGGUUUUGCUUACACAAUGUGGAAGCCAUCACACAGUUGGUUUGGAAUUCAAAUAUUUUAUUAAGCUUUGUAACCAAGGAUCGUAGAAGAAAAUUAUUUCCUGUUAUGCGGUGAUCAGCAUUACAACAUUAGCUAUUAUUAUUAUUUGUGAUUCAUGCACUAGUACGUUAUCAAUUAAUGAUUUGAUAUCAAAUGUCACUUGUUUGAAAUCUGAGAUGGAGGAGGUUAUCUUAUGAGAAAAGGUUAGGCAUUUCAGGCCUAUAUUCAUUGAAGUUUCAAAGAACCAGAGAUUAUCUUACUGAAGCAUAAGAAUCUGAGGGGAUUUGACAGAAUGAAUGCUGCAUCCCCUUAUGAGAGAGACUAGGGCUGACAGACAUAGUUUAAAAAUUAGAGGUCUCACAUUUAAGACGAUAUGGAACAAAUUAACAGCACACGUACAGAUUAAUGGUUAUGAUCUCAUAGCCAUUACAGUAAAAUACAUGGUUACAAUGAAUCAAAGUUGGGAACGAAAUAUUCAGGGGUUUUUAAAGGGACAGGCAGGAAGGAAAGGGUGGGGUAGCUUGUUAGCAUGGGUUGAUAGAAGUACCAUAACAAGAAAAGUACUGGGAUCAGAAGAUAGAAUCCAUAUGGCUGGAGGUAAGAAAAACAAGAGAAGGAAACAUUGGGAGCAGUAGUCUACAGGUCCUGUAGCAGUAAUUAUACAGUAAGGCAGAGAAUAAAUCAGAAGAUACUGAGGGUAUGUAAAAUGUCAGUACAUUAAUCAUGAAUUACUUUAUUCUUCAUGCAGAUUUGGAAAGUCAGAUUGACAAAAGUUGCCUUGAGGAUGAAUUCAUUGUGUGUAUUCAGGACAGAUUCCUAGAACAAUGUGUUGUGGAUCCAACCAGGAAUUAGACUAUCUUGGAUCUGGUAAUGCCAAAUGAGCAGAUUUAAUAAAUGCCAUUAGAGUAAAAGAUCUAGGAAAUAGUGACCAUAAUAUUAUAACAUUUAGUUAUCAUCCUGAGAGAAAGGAACAUGUAUUGGAAACAAGUGUACUAAACUUAAAUAAGGGUAAUAAACAAAGAAAUUAGGUUAGAGUUAGCAAGAGUGGACUGGGAAAGGGGUUCAGCAGAAUGGAUGGUUCAGGAACAAUAGCAGAUGUUUAAGAAUAUAAGGUCACAACAAAGAUAUAUCCCAAUGAGCAAGAAGGAUUCUCAGAUGGUGAUAAGCCAACCAUGAUUAACCAGGGAAAUGUUCUAGCUUGUCUCCAAAUGGUUACGUACCAACACUUUUUGGGCAGUUGUUACCUUCUCAACUGAUAUAACUAUAUAUAACAAUAUACAUUUUAAAAAUAAUUUUAAGCUAAUUCUCAGAAUUUGCAGAGCUCAAAAAGUGAGUGUAAUUGAGAUCAGCCUUUCACAUUGCUGGAGAAUGAGACUGGAGUGCUUGUACACAAUGGCACAAUAAACACAAGCCCAAUGUACCAAUGAAAUAACAUGAAUAAAUUCCAUUACUGAUACAGUU
This is a messenger RNA of Chiloscyllium plagiosum (whitespotted bambooshark), 3376 nucleotides long. RefSeq names its product synuclein, beta (gene sncb). Gene Ontology annotation, molecular function: cuprous ion binding. Gene Ontology annotation, biological process: chemical synaptic transmission; synapse organization; synaptic vesicle endocytosis. The record is from RefSeq and is a predicted model, not a curated record. Gene Ontology annotation, cellular component: axon terminus; cytoplasm; neuronal cell body. Lineage: Eukaryota; Metazoa; Chordata; Chondrichthyes; Orectolobiformes; Hemiscylliidae.